UGACCCGACGGUUCUGGGCCAGCGCAACCUUUAUGGAUCAGCCGAACCGGUCCAAUCUCGUUUCUUAUUCAAUCUUUAAGAUCGAGAAUCCUCUCAGUCAAAAUCACCCGCCACCGCCAUGGCCAGUCCACCGACGAUCCCCGUCACCAAUCAGCAAGCCGCUCAAUCCCAGCCGCCGAUCAACACGCCCGCCUUCCGCACCUUCUUCUCCCGCCUCUCCUCCUCGAUCCGCGACGGCCUAUCGCAGCGCCGCCCCUGGACGGAGCUCGUGGAUCGGAGCUCCAUGGCGCGGCCCGAGUCCCUCACCGACGCUCUAUCCCGGAUCAGGAAGAAUCUCGCCUACUUCAAGGUGAACUACGCCGCCGUCGUCUCCCUCGUCCUCGCCUUCUCCCUCUUCUCGCAUCCCCUCUCCCUCCUCGUCCUCGUCGGCCUCCUCGCCGGGUGGAUGUUCCUCUACGUUUUCCGCCCGGCGGAUCAGCCGCUCGUCGUGUUCGGGCGCGCUUUCUCCGAUCGGGAGACGCUGCUCGGCCUCGCGUUGGUUACGGUCGUUGUGGUGUUUAUGACGAGCGUCGGGUCGCUUUUGACGUCGGCGUUGAUGAUCGGCGUCGCGAUUGUUUGUUUGCACGGUGCGUUUGUGGUUCCGGAUGAUCUGUUUAUGGAUGAUCAGGAGCCUGCUAACGCUGGGUUGCUCUCGUUCCUUGGUGGUUCUGCUGCCUCGGGGAGAGUUUAAUUUUUGUUUCGAAGAGGUGGGUUCGAUUCGGCACGUGAUCCAUUUGCUUGAUCGUUUCAUUCAUUGUGACAUCUAAUGUUGAAGCACAUUGAAUCCAUCAUUUUUUUGGGUUGAUUAUGUUUUUGCUCAUUUGGUUUUGUAUGAUUUUGGUGUUAAGAGUCUUUCAUGUUUUUUUUUUUGGGUUGGAACAGCUGUUUUUGUCUUUUCUCAAGUUGAUCAGAUAGCUAUAUGAUUCGAAUUGAUAAAACCUGUUGUAGUGGCCGGCAUUUUCUUCUGAAUUAAUGAUCCUUAGUGUUUA
Messenger RNA from Raphanus sativus (radish), 1028 nucleotides. RefSeq names its product PRA1 family protein B1. Gene Ontology annotation, cellular component: endoplasmic reticulum; Golgi apparatus. Lineage: Eukaryota; Viridiplantae; Streptophyta; Magnoliopsida; Brassicales; Brassicaceae. The transcript has a single exon. The coding region runs from base 119 to 730 and encodes 203 amino acids. The record is from RefSeq and is a predicted model, not a curated record. Gene Ontology annotation, biological process: vesicle-mediated transport.